UUGUUAGAAAAACAAUACAGACAUUCAAACAGACAGAUCGUAACCAAUCAUUGAUUUAUUGAUUCAUCUUUGACUGGACAUCAAACUGAAGACAUCGCAACAAUAUUGCCGUAUAGGAGAAGUAUGGACUUCAAAGAACACUAUACGGACAGCAGUUCAAGUGUGGCCAACGCUGUCCGCAUACAGGAUCUGAAACUGCUUAGGAAAUUGAUCCGCGACGGCAAGUGUGUCGAUGUCAUGGAUAAUAGAGGUUGGCGUCCACUUCAUCAGGCGGCUAUCUGUAAGAACGUCAACAGCCAUCAAUUGGUCGAUGAACUGCUCAAACACGAAGACACGGAUCCCGAUUGGCGGUCACACGAAGGCGAGACAGCGCUACUGUUGGCCUGUCGUCAUAAUAUCGGUCCGGAAGGACUCAAAGUCAUCGAAACAUUGUUGAAGCAUAAGUCAAAUCCGAAUAUUGCCGACAACGAAGAAGAAACACCGCUGUUGGCGGCCACCCGAUCGGGACAGUCGGCUGCUGUACAGUUGCUGGUCAAACACGAAAGGGUCGACAAGAAUCAAGCCGAUUGUGGCGGUUGGUCACCGCUACACGAGUCGGCCACACGUGGAGAUCUUGUAAUGACACAAACACUCAUCACAUUUGGCGCCAAAUUGGAGUCCAAGGAUGAGUGCGGAAUGACACCGAUAUUCACUGCCGCACAACACGGAAGAUUGGAUUGUUUGAAAAUAUUGGUCACCGAAGCCGUUGCUAAACAACAAAAGUAUUUGCUGGACGAAGGGGCCAAUGAUGGCGCUUCUCCGGUCAUGAUUGCCGCCCAACAAGGAUUCACUGACUGUAUUGAAUUACUACUGAAAUCUGGUGCUAAUCCUAACAGUUACGCAAAAGACGGCGUCAAUGCUAUUCAUUUGGCCGCUGAAUGCGGUCAUCACAAGACACUGGAACUGUUAUUAAAGAAAUUAAACACCAAAGAUAUGGAAAGUCAACUGAAACCCGAAUCGCCUGAACUUCGACUCCGAAAUCCUUUGCAUUUAGCCAUCAGUAGUGAUCGGCAAAAGUGUCUGAAAGUGAUGUUGAAAUCGGGUUUCGAUAUAAACUCUGUGGACUUGUUAUUUGAGCAGAAAUUUUCGCUGGCAAUGCCAUCACCCAAAUACAUAACACCGCUAUCGUUGGCCGUUACGCUCAAUAACUGGGACGCCGUCCGAUUGCUACUGCGGUACGGUGCCGAUGUAAACACUGACCAUCCAAAUGUUUACGCACCCGUUCACUGUGUAUUUUCGGUAAUAGACAACGAGUUCGAAAGGGGAGCCGACGACAAUCUAAACAUACUGGAACUGUUGUGCCGACGCGGCGCUCACAUUAACUAUUGUCGAUCGGCUACCGAACCCAAUGAACUACUGCACGCCCUGUUUGCGCCGUCAUCGCUACAGGUGCUGCUCCGGUACGGUCUGGAUUUGCGUAGCUGUUUUAAGGAAGGCUAUAUCGGCCGCUUUCUCAGUAUGUCAUUCCAUUUGGUAACACUCCACUGGUAUCACAAUGUACUGCCAGUGGUCAGUCAUCUGGUUGAACGCAAUGCCAUUGUCAGGGACCAUAUGUCGGCACUGGCGCAUCAUAUAGAGUCCAUCUAUAAGAUGCGUUUCGGUAUCGAUGAAUACAAUCCAAGUGUUUGGAAAUCCAUAUUUGAUUUGUUUGAAAGACCGCAUACUUUAAAAGAAUGUGCCCGUUUUGCUAUACGUCGUCAAGUGUACGCCAAGUGUCGGUCCAAUGGACAGUUGUUUCCCGAAAUGAUCGACUCGCUGGAUGUGCCGGAAAUAAUGCACGAAUACCUAUUGUUUAAGGAGUUCGCUAUUAGGCCGGUUCUAGUCUAA
Oppia nitens is the source of this 1866-nucleotide messenger RNA. Its product is annotated as ankyrin repeat and SOCS box protein 3-like. The record is from RefSeq and is a predicted model, not a curated record. The transcript is spliced from 5 exons. Bases 124 to 1866 code for a protein of 580 amino acids. NCBI's taxonomy places the organism in Eukaryota, Metazoa, Arthropoda, Arachnida, Sarcoptiformes, Oppiidae. Gene Ontology annotation, molecular function: protein binding.